Molecule: messenger RNA, 3267 nt
Organism: Mauremys reevesii (Reeves's turtle)
Lineage: Eukaryota; Metazoa; Chordata; Testudines; Geoemydidae
Gene: HSPH1
Product: heat shock protein family H (Hsp110) member 1
Exons: 18
Coding region: 32-2602 (856 amino acids)
Biological process (GO): protein folding
Cellular component (GO): cytosol; nucleus
Molecular function (GO): ATP binding; ATP-dependent protein folding chaperone
Source: RefSeq, a predicted model, not a curated record
GAGAGGCUCGCGCGCGCGGGGGGGCGGGACCAUGUCCGUGGUGGGGUUCGACCUGGGCUCGCAGAGCUGCUACAUCGCGGUGGCCCGGGCCGGGGGUAUCGAGACCGUCGCCAACGAGUUCAGCGACAGAUGCACCCCAUCAGUUGUAUCAUUUGGAUCCAAAAACAGAGCUAUUGGUGUUUCAGCUAAAAACCAGCAAAUUACUCAUGCUAACAACACAGUAUCUAACUUCAAGAGAUUCCAUGGCCGUGCGUUUGAUGAUCCUUUUAUUCAGAAGGAGAAAGAAAGCUUGAGUUAUGAUUUGGUUCCCAUGAAAAACGGUGGAGUUGGAAUAAAGGUGAUGUACAUGGAUGAGGAACAUUUCUUCAGUGUGGAACAGAUAACAGCUAUGCUGUUGACUAAGUUGAAGGAGACUGCUGAGACUAACCUAAAAAAGCCAGUAACAGAUUGUGUUAUUUCUGUUCCAUCAUUUUUCACUGAUGCUGAAAGGAGGUCUGUCCUAGAUGCUGCUCAGAUUGUUGGCCUAAACUGUCUGAGACUGAUGAAUGACAUGACAGCAGUGGCUCUUAACUAUGGAAUUUAUAAACAAGACCUUCCAGCUCCAGAAGAGAAGCCACGGAUCGUGGUGUUUGUUGACAUGGGACAUUCUGCAUUUCAAGUAUCAGCCUGUGCUUUUAACAAGGGUAAACUAAAGGUGCUUGGCACAGCCUUUGAUCCCUUCCUAGGGGGGAGAAACUUUGAUGAAAAGUUAGUUGAUCACUUUUGUGCAGAAAUAAAAGCAAAGUAUAAACUGGAUCCGAAAUCAACAAUUCGAGCUCUUCUUCGUCUAUAUCAGGAGUGUGAGAAACUGAAGAAGCUAAUGAGCUCUAACAGCACGGAAAUCCCACUUAACAUUGAGUGCUUUAUGAAUGAUAGAGAUGUGGCUGGAAAGAUGAACAGAUCCCAGUUUGAAGAAUUAUGUGCUGACCUCCUGCAAAGGAUAGAGGUGCCCUUCCAUUCAUUAAUGGAACAAACUCAGCUUAAAGUGGAAGAUGUGAAUGCUGUUGAGAUUGUUGGUGGAGCUACACGCAUUCCAGCUGUUAAAGAGAAGAUUGCAAAGUUCUUUGGCAAAGAUGUCAGCACAACACUGAAUGCAGACGAAGCUGUUGCAAGAGGCUGUGCUCUACAGUGUGCAAUUCUUUCUCCAGCAUUUAAAGUGAGAGAAUUCUCUGUCACAGAUGCAGUUCCAUUCCCAAUAUCUCUGAUGUGGAACACAGAAGCCGAUGACACUGAAGGGGUUUAUGAAGUGUUCAGCAGAAAUCAUGCAGCACCUUUCUCCAAAGUUCUCACCUUCUACAGAAAAGGUCCAUUUGAGCUAGAAGCUUUCUAUUCUGAUCCUAAUGGUGUCCCAUAUCCCGAGACAAAGAUUGGCAGAUACAUUGUCCAAAAUGUGGCAGCUCAGAAAGAUGGAGAGAGGUCUAAAGUGAAAGUUAAAGUCCGUGUCAAUACUCAUGGCAUUUUCAGUGUAUCUACUGCCUCAAUGGUAGAACAAGUUAAAGCUGAAGAGAAUGAAGCUCUCAGUGUGGAGACUGAAGUGGUGAUUGUGAACCAAAGGCCUCCAGAGAAUUCAGAUGAUAAAAAUAUCCAGCAAGACAACAAUGAAGCUGGAUCACAGUCCCAGGUACAAACUGAUGGUCAGCCAACUCCACAGUCUCCCCCUUCACCAGAACCUCCCUCUGAAGAAAACAAAAUACCAGAUGCCAAGAAAACAAAUGAGAAGAAAAGUGAUCAACCUCCAGAAGCUAAAAAACCCAAGAUAAAGGUGAAGAAUGUAGAGCUGCCUGUUGAAGCUAAUCUGGUCUGGCAGUUAGGGAAAGAACUUCUCAACAUGUAUAUCAAAACAGAGGGCAAGAUGAUCAUGCAAGACAAGCUGGAGAAGGAAAGAAAUGAUGCAAAAAAUGCUGUGGAAGAAUAUGUGUAUGAGUUCAGGGAUAAGUUAUCAGGACCAUAUGAAAAGUUUGUUUGUGAAGAGGAUCUUCAAAGAUUCUCUGCAUUCCUAACAGAGAUAGAAGAUUGGUUGUAUGAGGAUGGAGAGGACCAAGCUAAACAGGUGUACAUAGAUAAAUUGGAUGAAUUAAAGAAACUAGGUACUCCAAUUGAAAUGCGAUACCAAGAAGCUGUGGAGCGACCACGAGUAUUGGAAGAACUUGGACGCAAGCUUCAACACUAUGCCAAAAUAGCAGGAGAAUACAGGGACAAGGAUGAGAAAUACAUUCACAUUGAUGAAUCAGAAAUGAUAGAAGUAGAGAAAUGUGUCAAGGAAAUGAUGGAAUGGAUGAGUAAUGUUAUGAAUGCCCAGGCUAAAAUGAGCCCUGAUCAGGAUCCAGUUGUACAUGCAAGUGAAAUCAAAGCAAAGCUAAAGGAAUUACACAAUGUGUGUGAGCCAGUAGUGAUGCAACCAAAACCAAAUGUUGACUCUCCUAAAGAGGAAAAUCCAUUGAAUGGACCCAGUCUUAAUACAAAUGAAGGUAUUGAAGAAGAUAAAAAUAAUGCUGAAAUCCCUCAACAAAAUGGUGAUUGUCAUCCGAACGAUAAAAACACCACGAGCAUGGACUUGGACUAGACUACUGCAUUGUAUUGAGCAAUCUGAUCUCAUGAAAGGAAAAUAUUGUUGCUUUAGUAUGUGAUUGUGCAGGGGUAACAUAGUUCUGGGAACUAUUUAUAUUUUUUUUCAUAAGGUUGUCUGGAAUGUGGUGUAUGAUGGCGGGGCGGGGGAGUAAAAAGCUGAUCAUGACUACCAUAAAAGGCAAAAUUGACUUGGUAACUUUUCAGAUUCCUGUGGAAUUGUGAAUUCAUACUAAGCUUCUGUGCAGUAUUUAACCGUUAGCUUCAGUAAGGAUGAAAUCAGUUUUGCUAUGAUACUUACAAUCCUGGUGAAGGAGCAGUAACUGAAAUAGUCAAAGGCAUUUGUAGAUGCCAAGGUAGUUUUCUUCCAUUUGACCUCUGAUUUGGCAUAUCUGUAUAAAGCCAGUGGCUGUUCAAUUUACAAUGAACAAAAUAAACCUCCUGUCCUAAGCUUCAUUCUUUAUCACUGUCCUGUACCCUAGCUGACUAGUAAGAUGGUGAAAGGUGUUAAGUAGCAUGUUAAGUAGUAAUUUCAUCUUGUUAAAACAGUACAUUUUCAUGUGGAGAAAGCAAAAUGAAGGAGAUGCUGAUCCUGUUUGUCUUGUUGUGAAACCUUUUACUGAGCUUUAAUAAUAAAGUUCAUCUAACUGGUAUUUUCUAAAA